UUAGGUACUGGCAGAACCGGACCGAGCCGUGUUCUCUCUGGUAGCGCCUUACGGAUUCCGAGGAGCCUCGGUGGCGUGACUGCACUGUUGAUCCGGAUUCUGUGCACGCGUCAGCUGUCGCAGUGUUUGCUGGGAGUUUUGACGAUGGCGGACUGCGUCGCUAAGGUGGAACUGUGCGUUUCCUGCUCCAGCCUGCUGGAUAAAGAUGUCGGAUCAAAGUCGGACCCUCUGUGUGUUCUCCUGCAGCGCUCUGGAGACAACAAAUGGACUGAGGUGGAUCGCACCGAGCAGGUGAUGAACUCCUGCAGUCCAUCGUUCAGUCGGCGCCUCAGACUGGACUACCACUUUGAAACUGUUCAGAAUCUGAAGCUGGCUGUGUACGACAUCGACAACUCUACAUCGGACCUCAGCGAUGAUGACUUCCUGGGAGGGGUGGAGCUAACCCUGGGACAGAUCGUUUCCAGUAAAACUUUGACUCGUCCUCUGCAGCUGAAGAAAGACAAACCUGCAGGAAAAGGAUCCAUCACUAUCACAGCAGAACAAGUCAUGGACAACCGAGCUAUUCAGCUGGAGGUGGAGGCCAAGAACCUGGACAAGAAGGACACAUUUGGGAAGUCUGAUCCAUUUCUGGAGAUCUUAAAGCAGGGAGGUGAUGGAAAAUGGCAACUGGCUCAUAGAACAGAGGUGGUGAAGAACACGCUGAGUCCCUGCUGGAAGAUGUUCAGUGUUCCUCUGCAGACCUUCUGCUCUUGUGAUCUGGAAGGACUGCUGAAGGUGGAUUGUUCUGAUUACGACAGUGAUGGAAGUCAUGAUCUGAUCGGCUCUUUCACCACAAAGGUCUCAGAGCUGCAGAAAGCGGCUCUUGGGUCUCCGGUGGAGUUUGAGUGUGUCCACCCGGACAAAAAGAAGAAGAAGAAGAGCUACAAGAACUCUGGUGUCGUCAUCAUCAAGAGCUGCAAGCUGCAGACUCAGUACAGCUUCCUGGACUACAUGAUGGCCGGCUGUCAGAUCAACUUCACGGUGGGCAUCGACUUCACCGGCUCUAACGGAGACCCUCGCUUGCCCUCCUCCCUCCACUACAUGAGUCCAGACGGGUUGAACCAGUACCUCAACGCUCUGUGGUCGGUGGGUCAGGUGGUCCAGGACUAUGACACGGAUAAGCUCUUCCCAGCAUUUGGAUUUGGAGCCAAACUGCCUCCAGACUAUCAGGCCGCUCACCAUGAGUUCGCACUGAACUUUAACCCCACCAACCCCUACUGCCAGGGUGUGCAGGGGAUAGUAGAGGCUUACCGGAUGGUCUUACCUCAGCUCAGGCUGUCUGGACCAACAAACUUCUCUCCUAUCAUCAACCAUGUUGGUUCCAUUGCUGCCACUGCGGCACAGAGCAACAGCCCCACUCAGUACUUUGUCCUGCUCAUCCUGACUGAUGGCGAGAUCACAGACUUUGACCAGACGAAAGACGCCAUUGUUCGGGCGUCACGGCUGCCGAUGUCAAUCAUCAUUGUGGGAGUUGGGCCGGCGGACUUUAAGGCCAUGGAGCUGCUGGAUGGAGAUGACGGCGUGCUGAGGUCCACGGUGGGGGAGGCAGUCGCCAGAGACAUUGUCCAGUUUGUUCCCUACAGACAGUUCAACAAUUCUGACAGAUCCGCUCUGGCUCAGUCUGUCCUCGCUGAAGUUCCAAACCAGCUGGUUUCUUAUUUUAGAAUGAGAGGUCUCGACCCCCCAAAACCACCAGCCCCCAAGUCUUAGACCACGCCCCCACUGCCAUAACCCUGCCCACCUGAUAGCAUCACUGCAAAUGCCUUAACACUACUAACUAGCUACUGCUGCUAACUAACUUGCCCAUCUGAUAGCUUGACUGUUAAUGGGUUAACCUCCCUGAAGAUUAGUCGAGCUCCCUGGCUUGAAAUAAUGCUCCACCCUUGCAAACCCACCUGGGUCCUGGAUGGCAUCCUCUCAGGAAGACAGCCGGUCCAUCCCCUCCUCUCCGAAGUAAGUCUCUCUGCUGCAGCCAGGAGAGACGUGUCCUUGAUCUUCUCCAGCUGCUGAGGUCCUCAACACCGAGGCCCCGUGUGCUGGAUUGUGUCCAGAGGAAUGGGACUCAAGGAUCCUCCACGGGGACCUGGUACCAAAGACAUCCAGUCGUCACUGGUCAGAGUCCCAAGUCUGACCACCAGACGGAAGCACCAGGGCCUCAGAGACAUGGACAUCCCCACUGAGCUCAGUAAGCAUCUCAGGUGCUGCAGAGAUUUAGAACUUUAACUGCGAGAAUUAAUGUUGUGUAAUGGCCUAAGCCCCGCCCUAAAUAUUAAGCCACAACUUCAUCUCAUUCCACAGCUAGACCACACCCCUGUGCUCUGGCUUCACCCCUCUCCCCCACCACUCUUCAAGGACCUCCCUGAUGUUGUCUCAGCCAAUCAGUGUGCAGCUCUGAGCUGUUAGCCAAUCAGGAUGCCGGGAGCAUCUGUCCUUGUACAUUUUAUAAUCAGAGAUUUUUGUUUCUUUGCUGCAUUUUCACACUUGAUUAAAUAACUGAUUGAAAAAAG
Messenger RNA from Thalassophryne amazonica, 2546 nucleotides. RefSeq names its product copine I (gene cpne1). The transcript is spliced from 16 exons. Gene Ontology annotation, molecular function: calcium-dependent phospholipid binding. Gene Ontology annotation, biological process: positive regulation of tumor necrosis factor-mediated signaling pathway; cellular response to calcium ion; regulation of canonical NF-kappaB signal transduction. Bases 145 to 1749 code for a protein of 534 amino acids. NCBI's taxonomy places the organism in Eukaryota, Metazoa, Chordata, Actinopteri, Batrachoidiformes, Batrachoididae. Gene Ontology annotation, cellular component: plasma membrane. The record is from RefSeq and is a predicted model, not a curated record.